This is a messenger RNA of Zootermopsis nevadensis, 3087 nucleotides long. Its product is annotated as doublesex- and mab-3-related transcription factor A2. Gene Ontology annotation, cellular component: nucleus. Lineage: Eukaryota; Metazoa; Arthropoda; Insecta; Blattodea; Termopsidae. Gene Ontology annotation, biological process: sex differentiation; regulation of transcription by RNA polymerase II. The record is from RefSeq and is a predicted model, not a curated record. Gene Ontology annotation, molecular function: RNA polymerase II cis-regulatory region sequence-specific DNA binding; DNA-binding transcription factor activity, RNA polymerase II-specific; protein binding.
GUGUUGACGCUGCGAGAAAGUGCGCGUUUUGCGGUAGUUUGGGGAAACUUUCGUAAUCUCGGAGCCGACGAGAUUUUUGGGAACGUGCGCUAAAAAAAUGCGAGAUUUGAGACAAUCUCGCUCUGAAGACAGAAGACGUUUCGGUUUGUGCACUCUCUAUUAGACGUUACUUGUUAUUAAAUCAGUCCACAAGACUUCCACUUUGUUACAAGGCCCCAAUUUUAAUUAACUAAGAACUCAAAAUAAACACAUUUUAUAAAUUCAGUUAUAAACAAAAAACGUGUGUUUUGAUUGGUUAUAAAUAAUGAAUAGAUUUAAACAUAAAUGAACUUCAUCGCGCUUUGAAUUUAUUAUAAUCAGAAAACAUUACAUAAAGACAUCCGGGCAGUGACGAGGAUUUUUCGUCAGUGGUUUUCACAAUAAAAAGAAUCUUAAUUUUUCUUGUCAUCAUUAUCAAAAGUCAUUAACCGAUGUCAAGUGUUACACAGCAGAAAAGAACUCUAUAAUCUGACAAUAAGUGCUUAAAAUUUAAGUUGGAAUUACUCGCUGGGUGUGUUAAGUUUUUUUUACUGUGUGUUCCUCGAUGGUUAUCUAAGAACUACGUACGUAAACAAAGCUUAAAAUUUCAGACAACGUAACAAAAGAAUUUUAGAACGUUACCAAGCUCUGGUAAGCAAAGACUAUUUUGAUUCCAUCAACAAGACGUCACAAUGACGAGACUUUUUGAAAUCUUAUAUUUUUGUCCACGUUGUGUUGUGGUAAUAAGACUUACCAUCAACCAGUGUCUUAAGUAACGCCUUCUUUUAGUUCAAAAAUCGCGAGAUAACUCAGUCGUCAGUGAUCAUGUACUACAGCGGAGCCAUCUGUGGUGCAAAAUCAACGUAACAGCCAAAAUCUUCGCCACGGACUUUCGCGACAGGGAAAGACUCGACCGGGGGCACUUCUGGACUUCUAGAACCGCCCGCAUCAUGAGUCUGCCCAGUGGCAUGGACGUUUCGGCCCUCAUGUCUCAGCACCCCGUGCUGGGGGCCAUUCCGCCAGCCUUUUUCCUCCGGGCCACGGAGCGGUAUCAGCGGACCCCGAAGUGUGCGCGCUGCCGAAACCACGGAGUCGUUUCGGCCCUCAAGGGUCACAAGCGUUACUGCAGAUGGCGGGACUGUGUGUGUGCCAAAUGCACGCUCAUCGCCGAGAGACAGCGCGUCAUGGCCGCCCAGGUCGCGCUGAGGCGCCAACAGGCCCAGGAGGAGAGCGAGGCCCGGGAGCUCGGGAUGCUGUACAACGCGUCGGCCGGACCUCACGCCGCGGUGGCCCCGCCAGUGGCGCCAACUGCCGGCCAGGAGCUGGCUCUCAACAUUCUGCACCAACACCAGCCACGAGGUAUCCCACAGGCAGCGUUCCCUGGCGCCACCAGCAACAAUGACAGCGCACCGUCGGAACCAACAGUCACCAGCGCCAAGCGGGCAAGAAUCUCAGUAGACGACCUCGACACAGGAGCAGAAGACGAGGAUGACGAUGACGAUGAUGACGAAGAAAUAAGCACCAGAGGAUCUCCAUCGGCGACUUCCACCGGUGUGCCCGACAACAAACGCCCUCCACAAACGUCACGCAGAAGUUCUUCGCUGUCGCCUCCACCACCCCCGCUUCCCCUCUCAGUAUCAACUACCCCGUCACCGGAACUGUCGACAGCUCCGCCCCCUGGAGCAGAUCACCCCGACGUCGACAGCAAUGGAAACAACGGCGAGGCGGAGAGCGAGUCUGCGUUGCCGGAAAACCUUUCACUGCCCAAGAAGUGUCCAGGUUUGCCCGCGAGUCCCAGACACCACCCGCCAACCACACAGCCACCCCCCUACCUGCUGUACCACCAGCAGUACCAGCACUUCCAGCAACAGCAGCAGCACUUUCAGCAUCAACAGUAUCAACAGCAACAACAACAACAACAACAACAGCGCUCCCCUGUAGAUAUUCUUCUCAGGGUAUUCCCAGGAAGACGACGGAGCGACGUAGAAGCACUCUUACAGCGAUGCAAAGGCGACAUUCUGCACGCUAUAGAACUUCUGGUGUGCACAAAUGGUGGCAGCGGAGGGACUCCUAGCCCACAACAUGAAGACGCCCCUCUGAGUUCCCCACCGCUGUUACCCAAAUCGGCUUUCUCGCCUCUUGGAGCCCUCGGACCGCCGCCACACCAGUUCCAUCACCGGUACAGCCCGCAAUCGCAUCGAAGGUUCCUCGCGGCACCGUACGCUGGCACGGGAUACCUUCCUACUGUCAUCAGGCCACCUCCGGAGUACGCGAUGCCGCUGGUCGGACACCCUCACGACAUCUACAGUAGUUCUGGGAGCGCGUGCACUGACAAGGCCACAGCCUCGUCUCCCGGGUCAGGGACCGGCUCUGAUAAAACCUCGUAUUCCGAGUGACCGAUAGGGGUCCUUCGACCAUCGCCAGAGUACGCGCGAUUUAUAUUUUACAGAAACCCCGCUUGUACUGAGAAAUCCUCGCCCGGUUCUGGGUCAGGGUCCAGUGACGUUGACAUCCAAGGACAGUGCAUGUCGUAAUGAGAAUUAUGUGCCGUUCGAGUGUUAAACCUGCUUGUGCUUUUAUAGAAGAGGAAAAUUUGUUGAUAUCGGUAGGAAUUCGCUUGCUUAUUCAUCCAACACCCACAAGUGUUUAAAAACAUUAGAAGACAUUAUACUAGCCUUAUAUACCAGUAAAACAUCUUGGAAUGCAGUGGAACACAUGAAAGGGCAUUUUCAAAGGAUGCAUUACACUUUAAUACAGGGGAAAUGAGCGGUAUGAUCUUAUUUUCAACAAAAUCAACUCUGUAAAGCCAUCUAUUAUAACUCACGUACAGCCUAUAAUGAUGUCAAAUAUAAUUCCCCAAUUCCUGAAGUAGGUUACUCUCUCUUUCACUAAGCGACAUUAAACUUGAGUAGAUUAUUCAAUGUGCGUUUUUCUUAUAUGUAACAAGUCAAUCUACUUUCUUGAAGACACUAAACGUCGGUAACAUACGGGUACAUCCUAAAACGUAAUUCGCUACUCGGUUACUGUAUUCAUGCCAUCUGAAUGGACCUGCUCACCCAUCACGAACAU